This is a messenger RNA of Colossoma macropomum (tambaqui), 974 nucleotides long. Its product is annotated as zinc transporter 10-like. Gene Ontology annotation, molecular function: zinc ion transmembrane transporter activity. The record is from RefSeq and is a predicted model, not a curated record. Gene Ontology annotation, cellular component: membrane. Bases 174 to 689 code for a protein of 171 amino acids. NCBI's taxonomy places the organism in Eukaryota, Metazoa, Chordata, Actinopteri, Characiformes, Serrasalmidae. The transcript has 3 exons. Gene Ontology annotation, biological process: manganese ion transport; zinc ion transmembrane transport; detoxification of zinc ion.
GCGGUGGAGGGGGAGGGGGAGCGAACCGAAGGCUUUUAAACGGACCGAGGGCUGACAAACAAGCAUCGCGCGCUGUUUUCCCCUCCGCGAGUGCGCGCACUGUAGACCUCCCUGAGAGAGAGAGAGAGAGAGAGAGAGAGAGAGAGAGAGACAGAGAGAGACAGAGAGAGAGAAUGGGUCGCUACACGGGCAAAACCUGCCGCCUGAUCUUCAUGCUGGUGAUCACCGUGGUGUUCUUCGUGGCCGAGAUUGUGGCGGGCUACGCGGGGAACUCCAUCGCGCUGGUCUCGGACUCCUUCAACAUGCUGUCCGACAUGGUGUCGCUCUGUGUGGGGCUGCUGUCCGCCCGCCUGUCGCGCCGCAGCGGCUCGGAGCGCUGCUCCUACGGCCUGGCCAGGGUGGAGGUGGUGGGCGCGCUCUCCAACGCCGUCUUCCUGACCGCCCUCCUCUUCUCCAUCUCGGCCGAGGCCAUCAAGAGGCUCAGCCGACCAGAGCCCAUCGACGACCCUUUCCUGGUGCUGGUGGUCGGCUCGCUGGGGCUGGCGGUCAACGUGGUGGGGCUUUUCAUCUUCCAGGACUGCCGGUGGUUGUGCGGGAGAGGCCAGCGUGGAGCAGCCGAGGAGAAGAGCGAUGAGAAAGUGGUCAUGAACGGAGAAGCAGAUCUGUGUAAAUGGUUCUUAACCCCCUGAAUGCCAGCAAGUGCGCUCAGCACUGGUUUUCUGUCCAUCCACAGGCUCCCUCGCCCAACAGACUGACUCACAGCAGAAAGAUAAGAAUCAGAGCGACGGCCAGCCGCUAAACAUAAGAGGAGUUUUACUCCACGUGCUGAACGAUGCUUUGGGGUCAGUGGUUGUGGUGGUGGCCUCUGUUCUGUUUUAUGUAAGGCCCUUGCCCGACAAUGCCCCCUGUAACUGGCAGUGCUAUGUGGACCCCAGCCUGACGCUGGCGAUGGUGAUCAUCAUCCUGUCCUCGGC